GUUUGUUAUGUGUAGUACAAGCCUUUACGUGCUAGAGUUAUCAAUUUAUUCUUGUACUAUACAAGUAUAUAGUCAGAAUCAGGGUCGGUGUGAGGCCUCGAUUAUACACCAGCAAGUUUAUAUGGUCAGCUGAAUCGGUGAGACACUAAGUUACAGUUGUAUUUUGUUGCACUUGAUGUAAAAUAUAUGUAAUCUUCUUCUAGUUCCUGUAACUAAGAAAUUACAGAAUUUGUGUCUCUAUCGACAUUGAAUCUGCUUGGUGUUCCUCUGUCCGAUAAAUUCGUGCAAACUGCUUGGUAUCUUGUUCAUAUCUACUCAUGAUGGAGGACGGUACACAUAUAGGCAAUCAGUCAAAAGAACCAGAGGCAAAGGGCAUGAGCAAAAAUAUGAAAAAGUUUCUGUUAGUAUUCAACUGCUUGAUACUAAGUAUAGGCAACUGUAUUGCUCCUCUUACGAACCGGCUGUAUUCUGUCAAAGGCGGAAAGAGAGUUUGGUUGAUGUGUGCUUUAGAAACAGCUGGUUUCCCAUUUCUCUUGAUUCCAAUCAUAAUAUCCUACUUUCAUCGUCGAAGGAAGGGAGGCCCAAAAACUAAAUUUUUUACAAUGUCGCCUGUCCUCAUCCUUCCAUGUAUUGUCAUAGGAAUUCUCACUGGUGCAGAUGAUUAUAUGGACUCUGCUGGUGUUUCCCGUCUUCCUGUUUCUACUUAUUCUCUGGUACUAGCCAGCCAAUUAGGGUUCACUGCUUUCUUUGCCUGGAUUCUUGUUAAGCAGAAGUUCACUUUUUUACACUUCAACGCUAUAUUACUAUUGACAGCUGGAGCUGUAGUCCUUGCAUUUCAUUCAGGUUCCGAUCUUCCAGCUAAGGAAUCCAAAGCGGAUUAUAUAUUAGGAUUUUUAAUGACACUUGGAGCUGCAACGUUGUAUGGAUUUGUUCUUCCAGUGAUAGAGCUCGUGUACAAGAAAGCUAAACAAACCAUUACCUAUUCUGUUGUCAUGGAGAUGCAAUUUUAUAUGGCCUUGGCUGCUACUGCCUUUUGCAUGGUCGGGAUGAAAAUAAAUCAUGAUUUUCAGGCAAUUCCCAGAGAGGCAGAGAAAUAUGAGCUCGGCAAAGCCAUGUAUUAUUUGGUACUAAUAGGCGAUGCAUUUCUUUGGCAACUAUUUUUCUUGGGGGCAGUUGGAGUCAUAUUUUGUCACAGUUCGUUACUCUCUGGUAUACUGAUAUCAGCUCUGUUACCUCUUUCGGAAGUCUUGGCAGUAUUUAUCUUCAAUGAGAAAUUUACACCUGAGAAGGGAAUGUCUCUUUUUCUUGCUUGUUGGGGCUCCUUAUCCUACUUCUAUCAAGAAAUUCAGUUAAACAAGAAAAAGACGCUUGCUGCAGAAAACGAAUGUAAAUCCAUAGAAAUGCCUGGAGAAAUAAAGAAAGAGAAUGGCAUCACGGAAGAUGAUGGUCAAUCCUCAGAUAUUCCUUGAAAAUCAGUAUGGCAAAAUUAAUAUUAGGUAUCGAAAAUAAGCUAGCCUUGUAACCUGACUAUAUCUGAUUCUUCCACUGUAGGCAGGUUUCUAUUGGCAAUAGUCGUUAGAUUCAUAUUUAAGUAUAGUACAUGGAAGAAACAGCUAGACUUGCAGUGUUUUUUCAGUUCUGUUUUUCUUAUAAAAAAAAUCUGUGUAAUAGUUUUCAAAACUUGUUCAGACAACUUAUGAUCAAACGGGCAUUAUUUUAUCUA
This is a messenger RNA of Daucus carota subsp. sativus, 1723 nucleotides long. RefSeq names its product purine permease 1. Gene Ontology annotation, molecular function: purine nucleoside transmembrane transporter activity. The transcript has 3 exons. Bases 318 to 1469 code for a protein of 383 amino acids. Gene Ontology annotation, cellular component: membrane. The record is from RefSeq and is a predicted model, not a curated record. Lineage: Eukaryota; Viridiplantae; Streptophyta; Magnoliopsida; Apiales; Apiaceae.